GCUCAGGCCCAUGGAGGUGGGGGUGGGGGAAGCUCAAGAACUUCUGCCUGUGGGGCCAGCCCCGAACCUUCCACUGGGCCUAAAUUUAUCCACAACCAGAGACCCCCCCACAGACCCGGCCUGCCCAGCCCGCAGCAGGGUGUCGAGGCACCAGGGGAAGGGGACGGAGGGUCCCAGUCCCAUUGCUGGGGGCCCUGCUCUGGUGGGGGCUGGUCCCUGGGCUGGCCCCGCUCUCCAGCUGCCCCGGGGCCAUGGCAGGCGCCGGGCGAGUCCUGCAGCCCAACCCCAGACCCUGCUCUGCCCCCUACGAGGGAGAAGUAUGGAACCGAGCCCUGCUGGGGCCGGCUCUGCCUGGCAACGGAUGAUGCUGCCCAGACCCGAUGCUGACUGGCCCCUGGGCUGGGGGUGCCCAAUCCCCGUGGCCGUGGGCAGCGUCCCGGGUCUGGUGCUCGGAGCUGGGCAGAGAAGGUCUCAGUCUGCGGGGUCCCGACGACUUUCCAGAUCUCUCCCUCCUGAGCAGCGAUGGGGACUGGUUGGAUCCUGGGGGCCGGGAGCCGCUGGGCUGGGGCUCUGCUCGUGACACUGACGGUGCUGAGAACCCACCUGGCUCAUUGCACAGAGCCCCCAGAGCAUUUCCUGUUCCAGGCGAAGGGCGAGUGUCUCUACACCAACGGCACCGGGCGGGUCCGGUACCUGCAGCGCUACAUCUGGGACCGGCAGCAGAUCGUGCACUUCGACAGCGAGCUGGGGGUGCACGUGGCGGACACGGAGCUGGGCCGGCCGAGUGCCGAGCAUUGGAACAAGGACCCGGCGAUCCUGGCACAGCAGCGGGGGGAGGUGGACCGGUUCUGCCGGCACAACUACGGGGUGUUCGAGCCGUUCACCAUCGACCGGAGCGUUCAGCCCAAGGUGAAAGUUUCCCCCACGACAUCGGGGUCUGGGCCCCACUCCCACCUGCUGGUUUGCUCCGUGACGGGGUUUUACCCCUCGGGGAUCGAGAUCAAGUGGCUGAAGAACGGGCAGGAGCAGACGGCCGGGGUGGUGUCCACGGAGCUGCUCCAGAACGGAGACUGGACCUUCCAGAUCCUGGUGAUGCUGGAGAUGAGCCCCCGGCGCGGGGACGUCUACACCUGCCAGGUGGAGCACAUCAGCCUGCGGGGCCCCCUCAGCGUGAACUGGGAGGCACAGUCUGAUGCUGCCAGGAGCAAGAUGCUGACGGGCGUCGGGGGCUUCGUGCUGGGGCUGAUCUUCCUGGUGCCAGGACUCCUCAUCUACCUGAAGAAUAAGAAAGGGCGCCCCAUUCCCCAACCUGCAGGGCUCCUGAGUUAGAUCCUGGGCGUCGGACCCCCGGCCAGCAGGAGUUUCCAUCCGUCUCUCCCAGCCCCUCGCUCAGCCCGGAGAAUGCAGAACCUGGGGCCGGUCCCUUCCCAUCACCGUCUGCUCCCCGCGCUCUGCCCGGCUCCAGCCCGCGCUGCCCCCGCCUGGGGACCCGUCCCUGCCCCUCAGUCCCCACAGGGUCUGCUCCGGGGGCGACCCCUCCUGCGUUAACCCUUUCCCUGCCCCAGCCCAGCCCCACGUUCCCUCUCGCUGACCCCGCGGCCCUCGGGGAACCUUUGGGGGACGCUGCUCCACAGCCCGGGGGGAAGCCGGACCGAGGCCGGGCGCUGUUAGAACUGCUGCACCCUAAUAAACCACCCCAGCCCCCCCCCGGCU
Molecule: messenger RNA, 1713 nt
Organism: Chelonia mydas (Green sea turtle)
Lineage: Eukaryota; Metazoa; Chordata; Testudines; Cheloniidae
Product: HLA class II histocompatibility antigen, DR beta 5 chain
Exons: 6
Coding region: 523-1329 (268 amino acids)
Biological process (GO): positive regulation of T cell activation; immune response; immunoglobulin production involved in immunoglobulin-mediated immune response
Cellular component (GO): membrane; MHC class II protein complex
Molecular function (GO): MHC class II protein complex binding
Source: RefSeq, a predicted model, not a curated record